Molecule: messenger RNA, 1351 nt
Organism: Pongo pygmaeus (Bornean orangutan)
Lineage: Eukaryota; Metazoa; Chordata; Mammalia; Primates; Hominidae
Gene: KRABD1
Product: KRAB domain containing 1
Exons: 5
Coding region: 817-1206 (129 amino acids)
Biological process (GO): regulation of DNA-templated transcription
Source: RefSeq, a predicted model, not a curated record
AGUUGGUCCCAGAAAAUCAGUUGGUGAUCAGUUAUUUUCGUCUGCCAUAGUGUACACCAGUCUUGAAACUUGUUACUGUUGUAGAGCAACCAAAAAUUUGAGAAUACUGAAAUGUAUUCCCUGCCCGUCCCCAGGAUGUCCCAUUUUGGAAAAUAUGGAGCCCUGCGAUUUGGAUUGGCUCAUAAGAAUGUUAAAUCUAAAAAGACUAAUCGUAUCCGUCAUGCACCUAAUAUGUGUCCAGUGUUUAACAUAGUUUCCUAUGUACAGGAUUGGAGAUGUCGAAAGAUUUCUUGACCUCUUAACAUUGUUCAUUAUAUUCUUUUCUUUAGAUUCUCUGAACUUUUACUCCACUGUCAUAAUUUAAUUGUCAAGGUUCAUAGGUUAACAUUUGAUGUCCCUGCCAUUAAUCAACUAUGUUGGGAGUGUGCUUCAACUCCACAUAGUUUUCCCCAUAGGAAGACACUUCCAUAGGGAGUGUUUUGUGUUUUGUAGGGUGGCCUCUGUUGUAGUUCUAUUUCCAGAUGAUUUCCCUUUCACAGAUUGUCAGCUAUGCAGAUCAGACCUUUUUGCUUAAGUCCUUUUGUUUGAUACGCUAAUCCUAUUAAAUAUCCACUGUAAGGGACAUUUACUGCCGAUACAAUGACAGUAUCAUGAUUUUAGAGAAUUAGAUUCCACAAUUACAAGGGUUACCUAUUUACUCACUAUGAAUCACUGCUUUUGUUACCCUUUCUUGGACAGAAACCAUCCGUGAAUUUAGCAGCAUUACUUGUCACCUGAGACUUUUACCUUUACCCAGAAAGGAAUAAAAGAGGUCAGAUGAUGACAGCUGUGUCCUUAACAACCGGGCCCCAGGAAUCAGUGGCUUUUGAGGACGUGGCUGUGUACUUCACUACGAAGGAAUGGGCCAUCAUGGUGCCUGCCGAGAGGGCCUUGUACAGGGAUGUGAUGCUGGAGAACUAUGAGGCUGUGGCCUUUGUAGCAGUGUCACCCACUUCCAAACCAGCUUUGGUCUCUCAUCUGGAGCAAGGGAAAGAGUCCUGUUUCACCCGGCCACAGGGAGUCCUAAGCAGGAAUGACUGGAGAGCAGGCUUGAUAGGAUACUUGGAACUAAGAAGGUAUACUUACUUAGCUAAAGCAGUGUUACGUACAAUAGUAUCAAAAAUUUUUCAAAAUCGUCAAUGCUGGGAAGACAGAAGAAGAGCUUAAUUCUUGACAUUUAAAUACCAGUUUUCCAAGAAAGGAGUUGAUGUAAGAGCCACCUUAAACGAUGUCAAAUACACAUUUUCUUUUUCUGUAGACUGGUAGAUUUAAUGUUUUUCAUUCAUUAAAAUAACUCAUUUUGAUGUACAAA